This is a messenger RNA of Mangifera indica (mango), 1699 nucleotides long. RefSeq names its product UDP-glycosyltransferase 89A2-like. The transcript has a single exon. Bases 92 to 1504 code for a protein of 470 amino acids. The record is from RefSeq and is a predicted model, not a curated record. Gene Ontology annotation, molecular function: UDP-glycosyltransferase activity. Lineage: Eukaryota; Viridiplantae; Streptophyta; Magnoliopsida; Sapindales; Anacardiaceae.
CAUCGGUGGCUUAAAACUUAUCCACAAAUGACCAGCUGCCCUGCCAAUAGUUACCCAUUUUCACUUUAGUCCCUGUGGAAAAGCAGCAGCCAUGUCCAGAGACAACAGUGCCGGAGCUCAUAUUCUCGUCUUUCCUUACCCUGCUCAAGGUCACAUGCUUCCGGUGCUCGAUCUCACCCACCAAUUAGCUCUUCGUAAUCUUACCAUCACCAUCGUCAUCACCCCCAGAAACCUACCUUGUCUCACUCCCCUUCUCACUGCUCACCCCGAUAUUCAAACCUUGGUCCUCCCUUUCCCCUUUCAUCCAUCAAUUCCUGAUGGCGUUGAAAACGUUAAAGACUUGGGCUGCACUGGUAACGUGCCCAUUAUGAAUGCUCUAGGCAAUCUCUUUGACCCAGUUUCCCACUGGUUUCAUUCCCACCCUAACCCUCCUGUUGCGAUUCUUUCUGAUUUCUUCUUGGGAUGGACUUUACGCCUUGCUUAUCACCUCAACAUCGUCAGGAUUGCUUUUUUCUCUUCCGGUUCGUUUUUAGCCUCGGUUUUCGAAUAUAUUUGGUAUCACUUGGAUGAAAUCAAGUCUGGGUCUGCUAUUCAGCUUCAUAAAUUGCCAGGAUCUCCCAUUUUAAGUGAAGAGCAUCUGCCUACCGCAGUUCGACUGUAUAAGAGGGACGAUCCACAAAUGGAGUUUGUGAAAGAGGGCCUUGUUGCAAAUUUUUCGAGUUGGGGUUGCGUUUUCAAUUCUUCCGAGGCACUGGAAGGUGUGUAUUUGGAUUAUUUGAAGACGACCAUGGGUAACGACCGGGUUUUCGGUGUCGGACCAUUGAGUUUGGUGGGUCUUAAUUUAACGAAUAGGAAAGACCCGGGUUUUGACCCGAGUGAUAGUGUCUUCGAGUGGCUGGACAAAUGCCCGGAUGGAUCUGUUCUAUAUGUUUGCUUUGGGAGUCAAAAAGCGUUAAACAAAGAACAAAUGGAGGCCUUGGCAACAGGAAUCGAGAGAAGUGGGAUCCGAUUCUUGUGGGUUGUUAAAACGGGUUUUACCGGGCAGGCAGAUGGUAAAUACGGGUUAAUACCGGAUGGCUUUGAGGAGCGAGUUGCAGACAGAGGGUUGAUAUUAAAAGGUUGGGUUCCCCAAGUGGCAAUAUUGAAUCACAAAGCGGUGGGUGGAUUUUUAAGUCAUUGCGGGUGGAACUCUACUUUGGAAGCGAUAGUGGGCGGGGUGAUGAUAUUGGCUUGGCCAAUGGAGGCUGACCAAUUUGUUAAUGCGAAGCUCUUGGUUGAUGACAUGGGUGUGGCUGUUAGAGUGUGUGAGGGUGCUGAGUCGGUGCCUGACUCCGCCGAGUUAGGGGGGAUUAUUUCGGAGUCAUUCAGUGAAGUUGGACAAGUGAAGAUUAAAGCCAAGGAGUUGAAAGAGAAGGCUUUAGCGGCGGUGGAGAGCGGUGGGAGCUCAUAUCGGGAAUUGGAUAGACUCGUGCAAGAACUGACUGGUCUUCAGCAUGUCGAAUGAAAUAUAGUUAUGUUGUGAAUGAGAACGACAUUGUCGUCUGACUAUCUCCGCACACGACUAUUGUUAGGAAAACUAUAUUAUAUUUUCUUAAUUCAGUGCUUCAUAUGCAUAUUAUUUCAUUGGUAUGAAAAUAUUUUAAUAAUAUGGUCUUUUUAGAGGACACAUAAAUAUAUUACACUUUAAUUAUGUGAUAAA